Molecule: messenger RNA, 863 nt
Organism: Somion occarium
Lineage: Eukaryota; Fungi; Basidiomycota; Agaricomycetes; Polyporales; Cerrenaceae
Source: the annotation of a GenBank genome assembly
AGUGCGACCACAUUCUCGUCUAUUCUACUAUUCGUUCUAACUUUUCGAAAUCCUUGCUUCCAUCAUGUUCUCCAGGAUCACCACCGCGCUUCUGCUUUGCCUUGUUGGAUGCGUUCUGGUUACAGCAGAACCAGUUUUACGAGAGAAGCGUCAAGAUGUUGGUAGCGUAUUUGAUGAUGUCACGUCCGAUGCUGCAUCUAUAUUCUCUGUAGCAACUCAGGGUGCUGCCUCCGUAUUUACCGACGUAACGUCAGGAGCGCCAUCCGUAUUUUCCGUAGCGACUCAGGGUGCUGCCUCUGUAUUUAGCGACGUAACGUCGGGAGCUCCAUCCGUAUUCAGCGAGAUAACCUCCGGCGCCGGAUCUAUCGCAACUAGAGUCACUUCAAUUGGCGGCCAAGCUGCCACAGUUAUCACCUCUCUGGGUGGCGAAGCCAUCACCCUCGCAACUGAUGGCUUCGGCCAGGCCACCUCCUUUGCUGGUUCUGUCUACACCGUCGCUACAUCCGCCGCAGAGUCAGCAGCAACGAGUGGCAUCAACAACAACUCGGCUGCUCCUCCAGCCCUCAUUUCGUCUGGCGCUUUGGUGAGCCUUGCUGCCGUCAUCACUGGCAUCUUCGCCGGAGCAUGGAUUGUCUUGUAAUCGAACUCCUGUACAAACAAAACCUCUCCUUCAAUACCCUUGUUGUAAGGCUACGGACUUUAUCUUUAUUCGUAGCUUUAUCAUUAUUCAAUCUUCGUUGUAAUCAUUUACUUAUCGAUCCUAAUGGACUCAUGAUCCCUAGCACUGUCCAAAUGCACAUUUACUUGUCCAGGUGUCUCACACAUGCUGCAUGAUCUUGCAACGAUACUGAGAAGGAACAUGA